GUGUAACAAUCAUCCCGACUAUGAUCACGACUAUACCCACACUUUCAGGAGUGAAUGCCUCACACAAUGACCAGGUCUGCAGCACAUGGGGUAACUAUCACUUCAAGACCUUCGAUGGGUACUUUUUCCAGCUCCCCUCUACCUGCAACCAUGUUGUGACCUCACUGUGUAAGAGCAGCUAUGAGGCUUUCAACAUCCAGAUGAGGCGGCAGGUGGUGGACAACCAGCCCACCAUUAGCAAGAUCACCAUGAAGCUGGAUGGUGUAGUGGUGGAGCUAUCCAAGGGUGUUGUUGUGGUCAAUGGGCAGACGGUGACCCUGCCGUUCAGCUUGUCUGGAGUCAGCAUCAUGAAGACUACAUCCAAUGUGAAGGUCGUAGCCAAACUGGGGCUGGUUGCUGUUUGGAACAAGGAUGACUCCCUAAUGAUUGAAAUUAACGAUAAGUACAGAAACCAGACCUGCGGACUCUGUGGUGACUUCAAUGAAGUCCAAACAUACAACGAAUUCAUCAUCAAUGGUGGGAAACUCUCUAGCUCUGACUAUGGAAACCUCUGGAAACUGGAUGGUCCUCUGGAAGUCUGUGAGGAGCCUACACUAACUUCUGAGGAGAGUUGUGGAGAUGAGGAAUUUUGUCAGCAGCUGUUCUCCAGCGCAGCUUUCAGUAGCUGCACUAAUUAUUUGGACAAGGACGCCUUCGUCGAGACCUGCCUGGCUGACCUGUGCCACUGUGAUAACAGCACCAACUCCUUCUGCCUGUGCAACACCAUCUCAGAGUACUCCCGUCAGUGUGUUCAUGCAGGGGGGAAGCCCCAGCAAUGGAGGACUGAACAGUUCUGCUAUAAGACAUGCCCCGACAACAUGGAGUACCAGGAGUGUGGAAACCCCUGUGUUGACACCUGCUCCAACCCAGAGGCCAGACAGUUGUGUGAAGACCACUGUACAGGCGGCUGCUUCUGUCCUCUAGGUACUGUUUUUGAUGACGUCAACAACAGUGGCUGUAUUCCAGUGAGAGAAUGCCUUUGUGUCCACAAUAGACAAGUAUACAAAUCUGGAGAAUCUUACACCAGCAACUGUAAAGAAUGCACCUGUGCUGGUGGUCAGUGGACCUGUACAGACAAGGACUGUCCUGGGACCUGCUCUGUGGUGGGAGGAUCCCACAUCAACACCUAUGAUGGGAAAGCCUACACCUUCCAUGGGGACUGCUCUUACAUUCUGACCAAGCAAUGCAAUGGAACUGAAUUCACCGUGCUGGGAGACAUUGUGAAGUGUGGGUUGACUAACACUGAGACGUGUAUGAGGGCUGUUACCCUUGCCCUCUCCAGCAGAUCCACCGUGAUCCGAGUCCAGUCAUGUGGAAGUGUUUUUGUAAAUCAGAUUCUUUCUCAGGUCCCACUCUAUACAGCUGAAGUGACCGUCUUCAAGCCCUCCUCAUUCUACAUUGUUAUCCAGACAACUCUUGGAGUUCAACUUCAGAUCCAGCUUUCACCAGUUAUGCAGAUCUACAUAACUGCCAUCUCAUCCUACAAAGGAACAACCUGUGGCCUUUGCGGAAACUACAAUAAUGUUCAGGCAGAUGAUUUCAGAGUCAUCAGUGGAUUGGUGGAGGGCACAGCUGUAGCUUUUGCCAACACAUGGAAGACCAUGUCUAGCUGCCCUGAUGUCAAGACUAGCUUUGAAAACCCCUGCAGUUUGAGCAUUGAAAAUGAGAAAUAUGCCCAGCACUGGUGUUCCAUGUUAUCAGAUCCUAAAGGAGUGUUCUCGCCUUGCCAUUCUGAAAUAAGACCUGACACCUACAAAACCAAUUGCAUGUAUGACAGCUGUAACUGUGAGAAGAGUGAGGACUGCAUGUGUGCUGCCGUCUCCUCUUAUGUCCACGCUUGUGCUGCCGAGGGUAUCCAGCUCACUGGCUGGAGAGACACUAUCUGCAAUACAUUUGCCACUUGCCCCAGUCAAACAGUUUAUACCUACAACAUGACCAGCUGUGGACGCACCUGCCGCUCCCUGAGCAUGACAGACCAAUCUUGCCAGGUGGAGUUUGUUCCAGUGGACGGAUGUGGCUGUGCAGAGGGCACCUACAUGGACGAGGCUGGCCAGUGUGUUGCCCCCACCAACUGUCCCUGCUAUGACAAGGGCUCGGUGGUCCCUGCAGAAGAGACUAUCAGCAGAGACGGUGCCACCUGCACUUGCAGACAAGGGACACUGAGUUGCACUGGGGGAGCAAGACUAUUUAUAUGCACACUGCCAAUGGUUUUCUUCAACUGCUCAACUGCACCUCCAGGAGCUUCAGGUUCAGAGUGUCAGAAGAGCUGCAAAACUCUGGACAUGACCUGUGACUACUGUGGCAAUACUAAUGGCAGUGGCAGCUUCAGAGUCCUCACUGAGAACGUUCCUUGUGGAACUAAAGGCACCACCUGCUCCAAGACCAUCAAGCUCUUCCUGGGGACCAGUGAGCUCAUACUGGCAGAUGGGAACGCUCAAGUUGUCAGGAGUACUCCAGAAGAGCAGUUUCCUAAACAGAUCAGCCUUCUGGGGAAUUAUCUGGUCAUUGAAGUCAAAAGUGGUCUAAUCCUCAUGUGGGACAAGAAGACCAGUCUCUUUAUCAAGCUUAGCCCACAAUACCAGCACCAGGGAUAUGUGAAAGACAAGUCUGACCUCUCCCCUCUCUGGGCCGCAAGUGACUGA
Molecule: messenger RNA, 2681 nt
Organism: Oncorhynchus kisutch (coho salmon)
Lineage: Eukaryota; Metazoa; Chordata; Actinopteri; Salmoniformes; Salmonidae
Product: mucin-5AC-like
Exons: 21
Coding region: 21-2681 (886 amino acids)
Cellular component (GO): extracellular matrix
Molecular function (GO): protein binding
Source: RefSeq, a predicted model, not a curated record